Molecule: messenger RNA, 360 nt
Organism: Podospora bellae-mahoneyi
Lineage: Eukaryota; Fungi; Ascomycota; Sordariomycetes; Sordariales; Podosporaceae
Exons: 3
Coding region: 1-360 (119 amino acids)
Source: RefSeq, a predicted model, not a curated record
AUGCACGAGCCAAAAGGUCUCAAUGUGCCCAAAAUCAAACUCCAUGGCAGGGCUGUGCCAGCCUGCCUCCCAGGAGGACCUAUCAAAAGGAGAGUCGACGUCGUCCAGCAAAAGUUCAACCUCCUUGACACUUUUCAGCUUGUCAAUAAGCUCAAACAAGAAGUUCGAGACAUAUCCCUUCAAGCAGGGAACCGCCAGCCGCUUCGGCAUCAACAUCGUGGCAAUAUGAUCAAGAACGACUGUGUGCAGCGGUGCUGGAAUCGGGGGUGGGCCGACGGCUGUGUCGUAGGUCUUGGAGGCACGGAGGGCGCGCAGUCUGGCGGGGGAGGCGAUCGCUAUCCCACUGCGUAUGUGUGGUGA